Sclerotinia sclerotiorum 1980 UF-70 is the source of this 525-nucleotide messenger RNA. RefSeq lists its product as hypothetical. The transcript has 2 exons. The record is from RefSeq and is a predicted model, not a curated record. NCBI's taxonomy places the organism in Eukaryota, Fungi, Ascomycota, Leotiomycetes, Helotiales, Sclerotiniaceae. The coding region runs from base 1 to 525 and encodes 174 amino acids.
AUGGCUUCACCACAAGCUCAAACGCACACCGCAUCUCCUACCUCUCCCAUCUCCCCGACCUCCCCUCUAGGCCUCACACACAAUGACCCCUUCGCAGCACAACGCAAAGAUCCCAUAAACAGCAAUCCAUUUACCUCGAAAACUCAAGGUCCAAUAAACAUACCCACUCCCACCACUCCAAACGCAACACUAAACACGCAUUCGGGAUCACCAAAUCAAGAUCGCAGAUUAAGUUCCGAUGAAUGGGGUUCGUUGAUAUUCCCUCUGCAUCGUCGUUUCUCGCAUCCUAAUUCCUCGCCUCUGUUAUUACCAUCAUUUCCCUCUUCAUCACCUUCUCCUUUUACCUUACCCCAUUCAUCACAUCCCCCCACAUCUAAAUGUCCCUUAUCUUCCAUAUCUUCCCUAUCCUCUCCUCUCCUUCCUACUUCCUUUCCCGUCAACAUCGCCAAUAACACUAACACAACUUACCCUUCUUUUCUAUUCAGACGCAUCCAAAACACCUCCAUCCCGCUUUCAAAAACGUAA